Molecule: messenger RNA, 423 nt
Organism: Pseudocercospora fijiensis CIRAD86
Lineage: Eukaryota; Fungi; Ascomycota; Dothideomycetes; Mycosphaerellales; Mycosphaerellaceae
Exons: 2
Coding region: 1-423 (140 amino acids)
Biological process (GO): attachment of spindle microtubules to kinetochore; mitotic cell cycle
Cellular component (GO): mitotic spindle pole body; mitotic spindle midzone; DASH complex
Source: RefSeq, a predicted model, not a curated record
AUGUCGUAUGGUCCUCGCCCAACGAGCGGGCUCAUGCGACCAUCAUCAGGGCUGGGGCAAGUCUCGAAUAGCCAAUCCUCGGCACUACACGCGCGCAUCAACGAAAAGAAGCUGGAGUUGGAGAGCCUGAAGCAAUUACGUGACCUAUCCGCAGGCCUUGCUGGGCAGAUGCAGCAAUUGGAGGAGAAGCUGCAGACAUUGAGUGAUGGAACGGAAGCAGUUGCGCACGUGAUGGCGAAUUGGAAUACCGUGUUGCGCGCAGUUCAUAUGGCGAGCACCAAAAUUCCGCAAGCAAAAGACUCAGCACACGAGCUGGUCGAAGAAGGGAAGCAACAGCUACCGCAAACUCUGGUCCGCAUUCCCAUUUCACAGGCCGAAGCCGCGCAGAAAGAGCAGCAGCAGAAGGGAGAGACUGGAGAAUGA